Messenger RNA from Arctia plantaginis, 1356 nucleotides. The record is from the annotation of a GenBank genome assembly. NCBI's taxonomy places the organism in Eukaryota, Metazoa, Arthropoda, Insecta, Lepidoptera, Erebidae.
AUGAAUGUGUUAUUAACUCCGUUUUCGAGGCCGGAUCCGUGUGUCCCAGACCACCUGCCCGGACUAUUUGGUUACAAUUCAAACGACGGGUUCGGCCGCGUUGGGGGUGACCAGCUCAAUUUUGCUGCACCAUCGGAGGACGAGGCCGAGUACCCUACUGGCGCCUAUCUCAAGAAGGCGAAGCAAGACCCGAUGUCGCACCGCAUCAUUGAGAAACGUCGACGGGACCGCAUGAACAACUGUUUGGCGGAUCUGUCGCGACUCAUCCCUCCGGAGUAUCUCAAGAAGGGACGCGGACGUGUCGAGAAGACCGAAAUUAUAGAGAUGGCCAUCCGCCAUCUUAAAUUUCUCCAGGAUCGAGCUAACGCUGCUGAUCGCCAGCUCGGCGAAGACCACUUUAGGGCCGGUUAUCAGGAUGCGGUCUCCGAAGUUCUGAGGUUCCUAGUCGAAGUACAGGGCUACGGUCCUGGUGAUGGACUCUGCGUGCAACUUGCUGCGCAUAUGCAACGACACUGUGAAGCUGUAGCUAAAGGCGAGCCUGUACCCCGCGAAAAGACGCGCUCGCACCCCGGUUCAUCAUCAGAGACGGCGAGUUCGUCAAGCAGCUCGCAUGGUUACGCUUUGAAGUCGAGCGUGAUCGCGCAGGCGCCGCCGCCAGCGCCUCCCCCCUUUGUUACCGAACCUUACGAGGAACAGCCGCAGGACCAGCCGUACCAUAUAGAGUGUGAAAGAGUAUUAGCCCCACAAGCAGCUAUAACAGAGGGCGACCCCUUGAAUGAGGCGGAGCCCCUCCCGUUAGACGGACGAAGGAGGAGGGAGCCCACACUACGCACUGUAAGAAAACCAGAACACACCGAAGACUACCUACAUUCGUAUAAGUUCAAGAAUUCCAUUGAAAGGCGAUUUUCCAAGUCACAGGAUACAGAGGCGGCGGAUAUGUUGGCGCGUACCGCGCACGCUCACGGGAAACUGUACUCGCACAAGCGGCGCCGCGCCACCAAGCCUGCGCCCUCCGCCUCCACCUCCACCUCGGGCUCCACUGAGGAGGCGCGGGACACAUCGCCCCAGGAUACAUCGAGCGAGUCUCCUCGACAUCACCACUACGACAAGCCGCCCCUUCCAACCCAAUACGUACCUGUAUUUGCCCUAAAUGCCCUCGGAAAAUACUACGUCCCGUUAAGCGUGGACUACGCAUGUCUUGCGAAACACCUUGGACCUUACGACGUUCUCGAUGCGAGAGCUGUUCAGCUCGCAGCGCCAUUACACCCAGUCACGAUCCACGUGAACUUUCAACCGUGUCUCAACUACCACGUCAAACGUGAACCCAGCGACCGUCAAUGGCGAGGUGUAAAUUAA